UAGCACAUUCCGUGAGUUUCCUUUGGGAAAUUAAAGCUGUAGCCUGGCAGAAAAGGGCGAGAAAAAACUAAACAAAAUAACAUCUUCACACUCUAUUCAGCCAACUCAUUGUUUGAAUAUUCGCGCUUUCACGACCGUGUUGAUAAGCCUUAUCGGUGACGUCGACGAUAAAGAACCCAGGCGGCCGCCGUUUCUGCGUUACUCUUUCCGCGCCGAUGCUGAGACGCACUCCUCUGCCGGGCGGCGAGCGGGGCGUAAGCACACGGGCUUGACUGACACAUGCUGCGGUACUCUUCCCGUUUUAUGGCUGUGAAUUAGCUGUAUGCUAAUAUCGACAAGGGGAGCGGAGCCAGCGGAGUCUGAAAGGGCUCCUUUGCAGCCAUGGCUGAAGGCGGAGAAGGAGAGGAUGAGAUCCAGUUCCUUAGAACUGAUGAUGAAGUGGUUCUCCAGUGCGUGGCCUGCAUCCAGAAGGAGAAUCGUAAGUUUUGCCUGGCUGCUGAAGGGCUGGGCAAUCGCCUAUGUUACCUGGAGCCCACAUCGGAGGCAAAGUAUGUGCCUCCAGACCUGUGCAUCUGUACCUUUGUGCUGCAGCAGUCUCUGUCGGUACGAGCUCUACAGGAAAUGCUUGCUAAAAGUGGACAGAACAGUGAAGGGGCAGCGCACAGCGGUGGACAUAAGACUCUGCUCUACGGCCAUGCCAUCCUCUUGCGGCAUUCUUUCAGCUCUAUGUACUUGGCAUGUUUGAAGACAUCCAGGUCCCAGACAGAUAAGCUGUCCUUUGAUGUUGGCCUCCAGGAGGAUUCAACAGGGGAAGCCUGCUGGUGGACGAUCCAUCCAGCUUCAAAACAGAGAUCAGAAGGAGAAAAAGUGCGCAUUGGUGAUGACCUCAUCCUUGUCAGCGUAUCCUCAGAGCGAUACCUUCACUUGUCCAUCUCCAAUGGCAACAUCCAGGUGGAUGCUUCCUUCAUGCAGACUCUGUGGAAUGUCCACCCCAUUUGUUCUGGUAGCAACAUUGAAGAAGGCUACCUGUUGGGGGGCCAUGUUCUGCGCCUCUUUCACGGUCAUGACGAGGUGGUGAGCAUCCCAGGAUCAGACCAGAGUGAGGAACAGCAGAGGAUAGUCAACUAUGAGACGGGUAAAGCAGGUGCCAAGGCAAGGUCCUUAUGGAGGCUGGAGCCACUACGAAUUAGUUGGAGUGGAAGCCACAUCCGCUGGGGACAGCCUUUUCGACUUCGUCACCUGACAACAGGUCACUACCUGGCCUUAACUGAGGACAGGGGACUGGUCCUGCAGGACCGGGAGAGGUCAGACACAGUUUCCACAACUUUCUGCUUUAGAGCAUCAAAGGAAAAGCUGGAGCAGAGCCCCAAGCGGGACAUUGAGGGUAUGGGGGUGGCAGAGAUAAAAUAUGGAGACUCGCUCUGCUUCAUCAUGCAUGUAGCCACAGGUCUGUGGCUCUCCUACCAAGCGCCUGAUGUCAAAUCUACUCGACUGGGUCCGCUCAAGAGAAGAGCUUGUCUUCAUUCUGAAGGCCACAUGGAUGACGGGUUAACCCUGCAGCGUUGUCAACAUGAAGAGUCUCGGGCUGCCAGAAUCAUCCGCAACACAACACUUCUCUUUAACCGAUUCAUCAGAGACCUUGACUGCCUGAGCGUUAAAAACAGAACCCUUGUAGCGUUGCCUGUCGAGGAGGUGCUCCAAACACUCAACGACCUCAUCACCUAUUUCCAACUCCCUGAUGUCGAGCUGGAGCAUGAGGAGAGGCAGAUAAAGCUGCGUUCACUCAAGAACAGACAGAAUCUCUUCAAACAGGAAGGCAUGCUGACCCUUGUGUCCAACUGCAUUGACCGGCUAAACGUCUAUAACAGUGCGGCCCAUUUUGGGGAGUGUGCUGGGUCAGAGGCAGGAGCAGCUUGGAAAGACAUUCUUAACCUGCUGUAUGAGCUGCUGGCGGCACUAAUCAGAGGAAACCGGAACAACUGUACCCAGUUCUCAAACAAUUUGGAUUGGCUGGUGAGCAAGUUGGAAAGAUUAGAGUCUUCUUCAGGCAUCUUAGAAGUUCUGCACUGCAUCCUAAUCGAGAGCCCCGAGGCACUUAAUAUCAUCCAGAAAGGACACAUUAAGUCUAUCAUAUCACUGCUCUACAAACAUGGUCGCAACCACAAGAUUCUAGAUGUGCUCUGUUCCCUGUGUGUGUGCAAUGGUGUAGCUGUGCGAACCAAUCAGAACCUCAUUUGUGAUCAUUUGCUGCCCAAAAGAGAUUUGCUUUUGCAAACCCAGCUGGUCAAUGAUGUCCAGAGCAUGAGACCAAACAUCUUCCUGGGAGUCAGUGAGGGCUCUGCUCAGUAUAAAAAGUGGUAUUACGAACUGAUGAUUGACCAGGUGGACCACUUUGUGACCAGCGAGCCCUCCCACCUGAGAGUGGGCUGGGCAAACAGCAAAGGUUAUGCACCCUAUCCUGGAGGAGGGGAGGGCUGGGGGGGCAAUGGAGUUGGGGAUGACCUCUACUCGUAUGGCUUUGAUGGCCUUCACCUCUGGUCAGGUCGUAUCCCGCGGGCUGUUGCCUCUGUGAACCAACAUAUCUUGACUUCAGAAGAUGUGGUCAGCUGUUGUCUAGACUUGGGAGCUCCCAGCAUCUCCUUCAGGAUAAACGGGCAGCCGGUCCAGGGCAUGUUUGAAAACUUUAACACAGACGGACUCUUUUUUCCUGUUGUCAGCUUCUCUGCAGGGGUCAAAGUACGCUUCCUGUUGGGUGGCCGUCAUGGUGACUUUAAGUUCCUGCCCCCGUCAAGUUAUGCUCCCUGCUAUGAGGCUCUGCUGCCAAAGGAGAAAAUGAAGGUAGAGCCGGUAAAAGAGUAUAAAAGAGAUGUUGAGGGAGUUCGUGAUCUGCUUGGAAACACCCAGUUCACCUCACAGGCCUCCUUUAUUCCCACUCCUGUGGAGACUAGCCAGGUUUUCAUGCCACCUCAUUUGGAGAAAGUACGGGACAAGCUGGCUGAAAACAUACAUGAACUGUGGGGCAUGAAUAAGAUUGAACUGGGGUGGACUUACGGCAAGAUAAGAGAUGAUAACAAACGACAGCAUCCAUGCCUUGUUGAUUUCUGCAAGCUGCCAGAGACAGAGAAGAACUACAACCUGCAGAUGUCAACAGAAACUCUAAAGACCCUGCUAGCAUUAGGAUGCCGCAUUGUUCAGGUGAAUCCAAAUGCAGAGGACUCCCUGAAAAAAAUUAAGUUACCCAAGAACUACAUGAUGUCCAACAGCUAUAAACCAUCCCCUUUGGACCUGUCUGACAUCAAACUGACGCCAGGUCAGGAGCUGCUGGUGGACAAACUAGCAGAGAAUGCACACAAUGUGUGGGCAAAAGAUCGCAUCAAGCAGGGAUGGACCUAUGGCAUUCAGCAGGAUCUGAAGAGUAAGCGUAACCCUCGUCUGGUUCCCUAUGUGCUACUGGAUGAGCGUACCAAGAAGUCCAACAGGGACAGUCUGCGGGAGGCUAUCCGCACCAUGAUUGGUUAUGGAUACAACAUAGAGCCUUCAGACCAGGAAGGUGGCCAAGUGGUUGAACGACUCAGUAUUGAUAAGAUCCGCUUCUUCAGAGUGGAAAGGACAUAUGCAGUGAAGACUGGAAAGUGGUACUUUGAAUUUGAAGCUGUUACUGGAGGAGACAUGCGAGUAGGCUGGGCCAGGCCUGGAUGCAAACCCGAUGUGGAGCUUGGUACAGAUAAGCUUGCUUUCGUAUUCGAUGGAUAUAGGGGCCACUGUUUGAACAUGGGUAGCAGAUUGUUUGGGCGCUGCUGGCAUGCUGGAGAUGUAGUUGGCUGCAUGAUCAACAUGGAGGACAAGUCUAUGAUUUUUACCCUUAACGGAGAGAUCCUGAUUACAUCCAAGGGCUCUGAACUCUGUUUCACUGACUUUGAAACUGAGGAUGGAUUUAUUCCAGUCUGCAGUCUUGGCCUUGCUCAAGUGGGUCGUAUGAAUCUAGGGAAAGAUGCCAGUACCUUCAAAUACUACACUACAUGUGGCCUUCAAGAGGGAUUUGAACCUUUUGCAGUCAACAUGAACAGGGAAGUCACAAUGUGGUUCAGUAAGCGUCUGCCUACUUUUGUCAAUGUGCCAAAGGACCACAACCAUAUUGCAGUAACAAGGAUUGACGGUACUAUCGACAGCCCCCCAUGUCUGAAGGUCACCCAUAAGACAUUUGGCAACCAGAACAGUAAUGCUGACACGGUAUUCUGUCGUCUCAGCAUGCCAGUAGAGUUCCACUCCUUCUUCAAGCAGAGCCCAGUGGUGGACAUAAACGGCGUGCAUGAAGAGGAUUUGCUCAAGGUUAAACACAGCUUUACUAAAUAUUACCACUCAGUGAGAAUCUUCGCUGGUCAGGACCCUUCCUGUGUGUGGGUUGGAUGGGUUACCCCUGAUUAUCAUUAUUAUAGCAACAAUUUCAACCUAAGCAAGAACAGAACAGUGACUGUAACCCUGGGGGAUGAACGUGGGCGAGUCCAUGAAAGUGUGAAGAGGAGUAACUGCUACAUGGUGUGGGGUGGUGAUGUGAACAGUGCUACUCACGCCACCAGCCGCAGCAAUGUUGACCUGGUGAUUGGAUGUUUAAUUGACCUCGCCACUGGCCUUGUCACUUUCACUGUCAACGGAAAGGAGAUAACCACAUCCUACCAGGUGGAACCCAACACAAAACUCUUCCCUGCUGUGUUCGUCCGACCCACCAGCCCAAACCUCUUUCAGUUCGAGCUGGCUAAAGUAAAGAACGCAAUGCCCCUGUCAUCAGCCAUCUUUAAGAGUGAACACAAGAACCCAGUGCCCCAGUGUCCGCCUCGGCUAGAUGUCCAGACAAUCAAUGCAGUGCUGUGGAGCCGCAUGCCCAACAUCUUCCUCAAAGUAGAAACAGCCAGAGUGAACGAGAGGCAAGGCUGGGUGGUUCAGUGUGUGGAGCCUUUGCAGAUGUUGGCAAUUCACAUACCUGAGGAGAACAGGUGUGUUGACAUUAUGGAGCUGUCAGAGCAGGAGGACAUGAGAAAGUUCCACUAUCACACAUUGAAGCUCUACUGUGCCCUCUGUGCACUGGGAAACACUCGCGUUGCCCACGCCCUCUGCAGCCACCUGGACCAGUCACAGCUCCUAUACACCAUCGAUAAUCAAUAUCUCUCCGGCAUGCUACGGGAGGGCUUCUACAAUGUUCUGAUCAGCAUCCACCUGGAGACAGCCAAGAAGGCCAGACUCAUGAUGAAAGAUGAGUUCAUCAUUCCAGUCACAGCUGAGACGCGUUCAAUUCGUCUUUUUUCAAGUGCUACAAAAAAACACAGCCCACCAGGGGUGGGGCUCAGCACCUCCCUAAAACCCCGCCUCAACUUUACACCACCAUGCUUCAUCAGCACCAAGAGGGAUUAUCUGUACAGUCCCCAAAUCCCACUGGAUGCACUUAAGGAAAAAGCAAUUUCAAUGCUGACAGAAGCUGUUCAAGGCGGCGGGCACCACAUUCGAGAUCCGGUUGGAGGAGGCGUAGAAUAUCAGUUUGUGCCCAUCCUGAAGCUGAUUAGCACCUUGCUGACGAUGGGUGUUUUAGGUAGCGAGGAUGUUCAAAAAGUUCUUUUGCUCAUUGACCCGAACGUGUUUAGAGAUGCACAUGUGGAAUGGGUCCCAGGAACCAUGGAAAAAGAGGGACUUACUGGGACUGAAGGCAAAGCGGUGGAAGCAGGAGAAGAAGAGGCAGCCAAAGAGGCCAAGCAGCCAAUAAAGGGGCUUCUAGAGAAGAGGCUGCCAGAGCCCGUCAAGCGACUGAUGUGUGAGCUGCUUCAUUAUUUUUGCGACUGCGAGCUAAAGCACCGUAUUGAGGCCAUUGUGUCGUUUUCAGACAGCUUUGUCUCCAAACUGCAGCACAAUCAGAAGUUCCGCUACAAUGAGCUCAUGCUGGCCCUCAAUAUGUCUGCAGCUGUUACAGCAAAGAAGACAAAAGAGUUCAGAUCACCUCCUCAGGAGCAGAUCAACAUGCUGCUGACUUUCAGCAUUGGUGAUGAUUGUCCAUGUCCUUUAGAAAUACAGGAGGAGCUCUAUAACUUCCACAACCAGCUGCAGCUCCACUGUGGAAUCCCGAUGGAGAAAGAUGAAGAUGAACGUGAUACAUCUAUUAAAGGUCGCCUCCUUAUGCUGGUGAACAAGAUUAAAAGUCAGUCUUAUAAAGCACAAGAACCAAUAGAGAAGAAACAAGCAGCACCGUCUAAUCUGAAGGAGCUCAUCUCUCAGACAAUGGUCAGCUGGGCACAAGAAUGUCACAUCCAAGACCCCAAGCUUGUUCGCAAGAUGUUCAGCUUGCUGAGGAGACAGUAUGACAGCAUUGGGGAGCUUCUUCGGGCAAUGAGGAAGACUUACACCAUUAGUGCUGCCUCUGUUCUGGACACUAUCAACCUCCUGGCCUCCCUCGGUCAGAUCAGGUCUCUGCUGUCUGUUCGCAUGGGGAAAGAGGAGGAAAAGCUCAUGAUUGAUGGACUCAGUGACAUCAUGAACAACAAGGUGUUUUACCAGCAUCCAAACCUGAUGAGAAUACUGGGCAUGCACGAGACUGUAAUGGAGGUCAUGGUGAACGUGCUUGGAGGAGACAAGUCCCAGGAAAUCGCUUUUCCUAAAAUGGUGGCCAGUUGUUGUCGUUUCUUGUGCUACUUCUGCCGAAUCAGCCGACAAAACCAGAAAGCAAUGUUUGAUCACCUUAGCUACCUGCUGGAAAACAGUAGCGUAGGCCUGGCUUCACCAGCAAUGAGAGGAUCUACUCCUCUAGAUGUAGCUGCAUCCUCUGUGAUGGAUAACAACGGCCUAGCUCUUGCAUUGGAGGAACCUGAUCUGGACAAGGUGGUCACAUACCUGGCUGGCUGUGGUCUACAGAGCUGUCCAAUGCUUGUGGCUAAAGGUUAUCCAGACAUUGGGUGGAACCCCAUUGAAGGAGAGCGUUAUCUCUCCUUCUUGCGCUUUGCAGUCUUUGUCAAUGGGGAGAGUGUGGAGGAGAACUCAAGCGUUGUGGUGAAACUACUUAUUCGUCGUCCAGAGUGUUUUGGUCCUGCUCUGAGAGGAGAGGGAGGAAACGGCCUACUGGCUGCUAUGAAGGAGGCUAUUAAAAUCUCAGAGACUCCUGCUUUGGACCUACCGGGCUCUGUGCAUCGAGUCAGCUCUGAUCUGUCUACUGAUCGUGAUGAUGAAGAGGAGGUGGUUCAUAUGGGCAACGCCAUCAUGUCCUUCUACUCUGCCCUUAUUGAUCUGUUGGGACGCUGUGCCCCAGAGAUGCAUCUCAUAAACAAGGGAAAAGGUGAAGCCCUGCGCAUUCGUGCGAUACUGCGUUCUCUAGUCCCCACCGAAGACCUUGUAGGAAUUAUCAGCAUUCCCCUGAAAACUCCCAUUAUCAACAAAGAUGGAUCAAUGACUGAACCUGACAUGUCUGCAAGUUUCUGUCCGGACCACAAAGCCCCUAUGGUGCUGUUUUUAGACAGGGUCUACGGCAUUGAGGACCAAAGUUUUCUGCUCCAUCUGCUCGAAGUUGGCUUCCUCCCCGACCUGAGGGCAGCCACCACUCUGGAUACGGAGGUUCUGUGUACCACUGAGACCGCCUUGGCUAUGAAUCGCUACAUCGGCUCAGCCAUGCUGCCCCUUCUUACCCGCUGUGCACCUCUCUUUGCUGGAACCGAGCACUAUGCAACCCUUAUUGACUCCACUCUUCACACUAUCUACCGGCUAUCAAAGGGCCGCUCACUGACCAAGGCACAGAGGGAUGCCAUAGAAGAGUGCUUGCUCUCUAUUUGCAAGUACCUUCGUCCCUCCAUGUUGCAGCAGCUCCUGCACCGUCUUGUCUUUGAUGUGCCCUUGCUAACUGAAUACUGCAAGAUGCCUCUAAGGCUUCUUACCAACCACUAUGAGCAGAACUGGAAGUACUACUGCCUCCCCUCGGGUUGGGGCAGUUUCGGCACAGCAUCUGAAGAUGAACUUCUGCUCACCAAGAGGAUCUUCUGGGGGGUAUUUGAUUCUUUGUCUCAGAGGAAAUAUGACCCAGAGUUAUUUAAGAUGGCCAUGCCCUGUCUCAGUGCUAUAGCUGGAGCUCUGCCACCAGACUAUGUGGAUGCCUCCUUUAGUGCAGCUGUUGAAAAGCCUGUUUCUUUGGAUGAUCAGGGAAACUUUGACCCCAAACCAAUCAACACUGCUAACAUUGUCUUACCAGAAAAGCUUGAACAUUUCACCAACAAAUAUGCAGAGCAUUGCCAUGAGAAAUGGUCUGCAGAAAAGGUGUUGCUAGGUUGGAAAUAUGGGGACUGUGUGGAUGAAAAAGGAAAAACACAUCCUCAGUUAAGGACCUACAAAGCCCUAACAGAAAAGGAAAAGGAGAUUUACAGAUUGCCUAUUAGGGACUCUCUGAAAAGCAUGCUGGCCAUGGGCUGGAGCAUUGACAGGACAAAGGAUGGAGAAUGCAUGUCUCUGCAAAGGGAAAAUGAGAGGAUGAGGAAAAUAUCUCAAGCUUCUCAGGCUAAUGGCUUUAAUCCCAGCCCAACAGACACAAGCAAUGUGAUUUUGUCAAGAGAAUUGCAGGGGAUGGUUGAAGUAAUGGCAGAGAAUUACCAUAACAUCUGGGCCAAGAAGAAGAAAAGUGACCUUGGAAGCAGAGGUGGAGGAACUCAUCCUCUCCUGGUGCCUUAUGACACCCUAACAGCCAAGGAGAAGGCCCGCGAUCGAGAGAAGGCCCUGGACAUUUUUCGCUUCCUGCAAAUCAAUGGCUACAGCAUCACAAGAGGGUUGAAAGACUUGGAGCAGGAUUCUUCUUCAAUGGAAAAAAGGUUUUCCUAUAAGUUCCUCAAGAAGCUACUAAAGUAUGUUGAUUCAGCCCAGGACUUCAUUGCCCACUUAGAGGCAAUGGCUGCUAGUGGAAAAACAGACCGAUCGCCUCAUGAACAAGAAAUCAAGUUUUUUGCCAAAGUUCUUCUCCCACUCAUCGAUCAGUACUUCAAAAACCACUCUCUGUAUUUCCUCUCCUCUCCAAGCAAGAAUCUAAGUAGCAGUGGUUAUGCCUCUAACAAAGAGAAGGAAAUGGUUGCCAGCUUGUUUUGCAAACUGGCAGCUCUUGUUAGACACAGGAUUUCUCUUUUUGUGUACGGAUAUCAAGUGAUAUCCUUUUUAUACACACAUUACCAAUUUAAUUUUGGUUCUAUUUUUAAAUAUCACAGGACAGUGAUGAAGUCCGGCUCGGAGCAAGUCAGGGUUGGGUUGAGGACCUUCUUUGAGAAUGCUGCAGAGGACUUGGAGAAGACCUUUGAGAACUUGAAGCUGGGAAAAUUCACUCAUUCUCGCUCACAGAUGAAAGGCGUGUCGCAGAAUAUCAAUUACACCACUGUGGCUUUGCUUCCCAUUCUAACUGCUCUGUUUGAACACAUCACCCAACACCACUUUGGAGUAGAUCUGCUUUUGGAUGAUGUCCAGGUGUCCUGUUAUCGAAUCCUGACCAGUCUCUAUGCACUUGGCACUGGAAAAAACAUCUAUGUGGAAAGGCAGCUGCCAGCUCUCGGUCAGUGUCUGGCUACCCUCGCUGGCGCCAUGCCUGUAGCCUUCCUGGAGCCAAAGCUCAACACGCACAACCCCUCUUCUGUUUUUAAUACCAAGAGUGCCAGAGAUCGAGCUGUCCUGGGAAUCAGAGAAUCUGUCGAGGAGAUGUGUCCUGGGAUGCCGCGGCUUGAUGGGCUCAUGAAAGACAUCAAUGACAUGGCUGAGUCUGGAGCACGGUACACUGAGAUGCCACAUGUAAUUGAGGUGGUGUUGCCCAUGCUGUGUAACUAUUUGUCCUACUGGUGGGAGAAAGGCCCUGAAAACCAGCCCACAAGUGGUGGCAGCAUUUGCUGCACUACUGUCACAUCAGAGCAUCUCAGCCUCAUCUUGGGCAACAUUUUAAAGAUCCUCAAUAACAAUCUGGGCAUCGAUGAGGCCUCAUGGAUGAAGAGAAUCGCAGUUUAUGUACAACCCAUCAUCAGUAAGGCCCGCGCAGACCUGCUGAAGAGCCAUUUCUUGCCAACCUUGGAGAAACUAAAGAAGAAAACUGUGAAAGUGGUGGCCGAAGAAGAGCUUCUGAAGGCUGACAGUAAAGGAGACACUCAGGAGGCUGAGCUGCUCAUUUUAGAUGAGUUUGCUGUUCUCUGCAGGGAUCUCUAUGCAUUUUACCCCAUGCUCAUCCGCUAUGUGGACAACAACAGGUCUAGGUGGCUAAAAGAACCGGAUUCAGACUCCAAUGAGCUCUUCAGAAUGGUCGCUGAGAUUUUCAUCCUAUGGUGCAAAUCACAUAAUUUUAAAAGAGAAGAGCAGAACUUUGUGGUGCAGAAUGAAAUCAAUAAUCUCUCCUUUUUGACCGGAGACAACAAAACAAAGAUGUCAAAGUCCUUUAAGGAAAAGUCUGGGGGACAAGACCAGGAGAGGAGACAUAAGAAAAGACGCGGGGAGUUCUACUCCAUCCAGACCUCACUAAUUGUAGCUGCUCUAAAGAAGAUGCUGCCAAUCGGUCUCAACAUGUGCACCCCCGGAGAUCAGGAGCUUAUUUCUCUAGCCAAGACCCGCUACCUAAUGAGAGAUACAGAUGAAGAGGUUAAAGACCAUAUACGUCAAAAUUUGCACAUCAGAGAAAAGUCAGAGGACCCUGCUGUGCGGUGGCAACUUAACCUUUAUAAGGACAUCGUGAUGAGGAUUGAGAGCCCACCUGACCCUGAACGAGUAGUUGAUCGCAUUCAAAGGAUUUCUGCGGCCAUCUUUAAUCUAGAGCAGGUGGAGCAGCCUCUGAGAUCCAAGAAGUGCGUUUGGCAGAAGUUGCUUUCCAAACAGAGGAAGCGAGCGGUCGUUGCUUGUUUCCGGAUGGCCCCGCUUUAUAAUCUACCGAGGCAUCGCUCUAUUAACCUCUUCCUUCUGGCAUAUCAAAGCAUAUGGAUAGAAACAGAGGAGUACUCUUUUGAGGAGAAGCUGGUGCAGGACCUUGCAAAAACACAGCCUAAAGUGGAAGAAGAGGAAGAGGAGGAAAUCCGAAAGCAACCGGAUCCUUUACACCAGCUCAUCCUUCAUUUCAGCCACAACGCUUUGACUGAAUGCAGUUCAUUGGAAGAGGAUCCCUUGUAUAUUGCAUAUGCUGAUAUGAUGGCAAAGAGUUGUGCUGAAGGUGAAGAGGAAGAGGAAGGAAAAGAGAAAACAUUUGAGGAAAAGGAAAUGGAGAAACAAAAGAUGCUGUAUCAGCAAGCCCGACUGCAUGAUCGAGGAGCAGCAGAGAUGGUUCUCCAAAUGAUUAGUGCCAGCAAAGGUCGGCUUGGUGCAACUGUGACCUUCACCCUCAAACUGGGAAUCUCCAUUCUCAAUGGUGGAAACAUCCUGGUCCAGCAAAAAAUGCUGGAUUAUCUGAAGGAAAAAAGAGAUGUGGGGUUUUUUAAAAGUUUGUCUGGACUGAUGAUGUCAUGCAGUGUCUUGGAUUUAAAUGCCUUUGAAAGGCAAAACAAAGCUGAAGGCCUGGGAAUGGUAACUGAAGAGGGAUCAAUCAACGUGAGUGAGCGGGGUUCCAAGGUUCUACAAAAUGAUGAGUUCACCAAGGAUCUUUUUAGGUUUCUGCAACUUCUUUGUGAGGGUCAUAACAAUGAUUUUCAAAAUUUCCUGAGGACCCAGACUGGGAAUACAACCACAGUCAAUAUCAUCAUCAGCACAGUCGAUUACCUGCUAAGACUACAGGAAUCGAUCAGUGAUUUCUACUGGUACUAUUCUGGUAAAGAGGUCAUUGACGAAGCUGGCCAGAGGAAUUUCUCUAAAGCGCUAUCGGUCGCCAAACAGGUCUUCAACUCUUUAACAGAGUAUAUACAGGGUCCAUGCAUAGGUAAUCAGCAGAGUCUGGCUCACAGCAGGCUUUGGGAUGCAGUUGUGGGCUUUUUGCAUGUUUUCGCCAACAUGCAGAUGAAGUUAUCCCAGGACUCCAGUCAGAUUGAAGUACUGAAGGAGCUCCUGGACCUGCAGAAGGACAUGAUUGUCAUGAUGCUUUCUCUUCUCGAAGGUAAUGUUGUCAACGGAACUAUUGGCAAACAGAUGGUGGACACCUUGGUGGAAUCUUCAAGCAAUGUUGAGAUGAUCCUGAAAUUUUUCGACAUGUUUCUCAAGCUGAAGGACUUGACGACUUCAGACAGCUUUAAGGAGUAUGACUCUGAUAGUAAAGGGGUCAUCUCUAAGAAAGAUUUCCAGAAGUCCAUGGAGAACCAGAAGCAAUACUCUCAGUCUGAGAUUGAGUUUCUUCUCUCCUGUGCUGAAGCAGAUGAGAAUGACAUGUUCAGCUACAAGCAAUUUGUGGAGAGAUUUCAUGAACCAGCAAAGGACAUUGGCUUUAAUGUAGCAGUGCUGCUCACCAACCUCUCAGAGCACAUGCCCCACGACUCCCGUCUGUCGACGUUCCUUAACCUGGCUGAAAGCGUACUCAGCUACUUUGAGCCAUUCUUGGGUCGCAUUGAGAUCAUGGGUGGAGCCAAGCGCAUUGAGAGAGUCUACUUUGAGAUUAGUGAGUCAAGUCGUACGCAGUGGGAGAAGCCUCAAGUGAAAGAGUCAAAAAGGCAAUUCAUAUUUGAUGUGGUCAAUGAAGGCGGGGAGAGCGAGAAGAUGGAGCUGUUUGUCAACUUCUGUGAGGACACCAUCUUUGAGAUGCAGCUUGCUUCUCAGAUUUCUGAGCCAGAUCCUGUUGAGCGUUCAGAUGAAAAUGAGGAUGAGAGCCAGAGUGUGGUGGAGAACCAAGAAGAGGAAGAAGAAGAGAAUGUCAUGAUGGAGUCUUCCUCUGCAUUUACAAUUGCCUGCAUCUCAAUGCGAAAAAGCCUAUGUCACUUUCAACAGUUACUCACUCUGAAGAGCAUGAGGCGUCAAUACAGGAGAUUCAGAAAGAUGAGUUUAAGGGAGAUGGUGAGGGGUUUCUUCUCAUUUUUCUGGAUGAUCAUCACUGGUCUCUUCCACUUUAUCUACAGCCUGGUUUGGGGUUUCUUCCACAUAUUGUGGACCACUAUGUUUGGCGGUGGUCUGGUUGAAGGGGCUAAGAACAUGAAGGUGACAGAUAUUUUAGGAAACAUGCCAGACCCAACUCAGUUUGGGAUCCAUGGAGAUGUGCUGGAAACAGAAAAGAUGGAAGCCAACGAUGCCUCAGCCUUGGAGGAGAUGGGUCAGAUGGCUCAGGGCGAUGCAGCAGAGGCUGACCUGAUGGCCGAGCUUCUCAACAUACAGCCUAAGAGGGAAGGCAAGCAUGGGGCCGAGCCAGGUUUGGGGGACGUAUCGGAGGUGGUGGUAGGAGAUGCUCCAUCAAUAGCCAGUGCUGUCAGACAGAAGAAAGCACAGAUGGCUGCAAAGAAGUCAUCAAAUGGAGACUACAAAUCAGACUCUGAGAAGGGAGAUUCAGAGGAUGGUGAGAAAAAGGACCAUGACAAGGCCAAGGAUGAAGCUCCUCCACAGCCUUCUGCAGAGGAGAGGAGAGCUCCAAAGAAGAGGCUUGGCCUGAGGAAAGAACCGCCGAAGGCCUUUAUGGCCAGCUUUCUGGCUGGCUUAGAAAUCUACCAGACUAAGAUACUGAACUAUUUGGCUCGGAAUUUCUACAACUUACGCUUCCUGGCACUUUUUGUUGCUUUUGCAAUCAACUUCAUACUGCUCUUCUACAAGGUGACUGGUGAUUACUCAGAGGAUGAAGACCCCUGGAAUCGAAGAGGCAGAGUGGGAGAGGAGGAGGAUGAAGGAGCGCUUGAGUACUUUGUUCUGCAGGAAAGCACUGGUUACAUGGCACCAACCCUUUGUUGUUUAGCAAUCCUGCAUACCAUCAUAUCCUUCCUGUGUGUUGUUGGAUACUAUUAUUUGAAGGUGCCAUUGGUGGUGUUCAAGCGGGAAAAGGAGAUUGCGAGGAAGUUGGAGUUUGCAGGCCUCUAUAUCACUGAACAACCGUCUGAUGAUGACAUUAAAGGACAGUGGGACAGACUCGUCAUUAAUACUCCCUCCUUUCCCAACAACUACUGGGAUAAAUUUGUCAAACGCAAAGUGAUAAAAAAGUAUGGGGAUCUCUAUGGAGCAGAGAGGAUUGCAGAACUGCUGGGGUUGGACAAGAGUGCUCUCGAUUUCAACCCUACAGAGGAAACUGUUGCCAAGGAGGCAUCGCUGCUGUCAUGGCUGAGCUCCAUCGAUACAAAAUAUCAUGUCUGGAAAAUGGGGGUGGUGUUUACAGACAACUCAUUCCUGUAUCUAGUUUGGUACACCACAAUGUCCAUUCUGGGGCACUACAACAACUUCUUCUUUGCUGCUCAUCUGCUGGACAUUGCUAUGGGUUUCAAGACCCUGCGCACAAUCCUCUCCUCUGUUACCCAUAAUGGCAAACAGCUGGUGUUGACAGUCGGCCUGCUGGCAGUCGUUGUCUAUCUCUACACUGUGGUGGCCUUUAACUUCUUCAGGAAGUUUUACAACAAGAGUGCAGAUGAUGAUGAACCGGACAUGAAGUGUGAUGACAUGAUGACGUGCUACCUGUUCCACAUGUAUGUUGGGGUGAGAGCGGGAGGUGGCAUUGGGGACGAAAUUGAAGACCCAGCAGGCGACCCAUAUGAGCUCUACCGCAUCCUAUUUGAUAUUACCUUCUUCUUCUUUGUCAUCGUAAUCCUGUUGGCUAUCAUUCAGGGUUUGAUCAUUGAUGCCUUUGGAGAACUAAGAGAUCAGCAGGAACAAGUCAAAGAGGACAUGGAGACAAAAUGUUUCAUUUGUGGCAUUGGUAAUGACUACUUUGACACAACGCCUCACGGCUUCGAGACCCACACCUUGCAAGAGCACAAUUUGGCCAACUACCUGUUUUUUCUGAUGUACCUCAUCAAUAAGGAUGAAACGGAGCACACUGGCCAGGAGUCCUACGUGUGGAAGAUGUAUCAGGAGCGCUGCUGGGAUUUCUUCCCAGCUGGAGACUGCUUUCGGAAGCAGUAUGAAGAGCAGCUUGGAUAGAGAGACAGAUUUUCCUCUCCUCCAUCCAGACCGAUGCAACACACACAGUCAACCCAUGUUUUUAUUAAAAACUAAGAUGGAAGGAGGUCAUGUUGAUCAUCAAUGUUGGUACAGAAAAAAGAAAAAGACCUCUGACUUACUCAGAUGUAUUUGAUCUGUUUUAGAUUUGGGACAUGUUAUAGACGUGUGUUGCCUUUUCAACAACAUAACCCCAAGUUAUUGCACAAUUUAUUUUUUUUUAAUAUUAUUUAUUUAUAGUGUUUUUGAAAAAUUGUGGGUGUGUGGGGUUAUCAGACAAUGUGUCAGUCAAUAUUAUGCACAAUGUAUGAAUGUCGAACCUGAGACUUAAUGCCAAAAGAAAAGCAGAGAGGUAUAGCAGAUGUACUUAGUGGGCAAAAAUGUGAUUGAAGAAAAGUUUUAUUGAGAUGUUGUAACAUUGCAUAUUAAAGUGACGUUUCUAGAAAGCAGGGGCAAAAAGGUAAAUUAAAUGCCUAGAAUUCUAUAUGAAGUGCCUUAAAGUACUGUAUCUACAUUACAAUUAAGCUAUGCAAAACCUUUGUUUGUCUUUUUCUUUAUUGUAUGUAAUACAAUAGUCUAACUAGAGUGGAAAUCUGUCAGCUGACUGGAUAGAUGAUGUAAAAGUAGUUGAAUAUGGAUUGAAAAUGUUGGUAUUUCCUAUUUUGUUGCUUUAUGCAGCAUAACUUCAAAUGUCCGAGAUACAGUGAAAAAAACAGCAAAUGAAACAAACCGAUCAACCCUCAAACAUGAAAAAAAAAAACUGCUAUUGUAUGGCAAUUUGUAUGUAAUAGCUUUGCUGAUCUGUGCAUUAUGUUUGAUGGAAGAGGAAUAAAUUGUUGAAGAAUUAAUA
Molecule: messenger RNA, 15856 nt
Organism: Cyprinodon tularosa
Lineage: Eukaryota; Metazoa; Chordata; Actinopteri; Cyprinodontiformes; Cyprinodontidae
Product: ryanodine receptor 3-like
Exons: 103
Coding region: 382-14988 (4868 amino acids)
Biological process (GO): calcium ion transmembrane transport; intracellular calcium ion homeostasis
Cellular component (GO): sarcolemma; calcium channel complex; Z disc
Molecular function (GO): protein binding; ryanodine-sensitive calcium-release channel activity; calcium ion binding
Source: RefSeq, a predicted model, not a curated record